GAGGGGGGUUCCCACCUUUGGUCUAUGACAUUGGAAGCCUGUCCUUACAACGCACAGUAGAUACUAGUAAAUUUAAUUGUUCAGGUAUAUUGCUUAUCAUAUGCAUUAUCUAGUUUUCUUUUGAUAGUUGAGACCGGGUAUUGAUAUUAUUCAUUGAUCAUUUUUGCUUCUAACCUUUAUUAUUUCAAUGUUGAAUGAUUCAAGUGGUGGUGAAGGAGAUGAGAUAGAUAAUGAUUCAGUGGAGCUUGAGAAAAGUAACAUUCUUCUAAUGGGUCCAACUGGCUCAGGGAAGACUUUACUUGCAAAAACCCUGACACAGCUUGUAAAUGUUCCUUUCAUUAUUGUUGAUGCAACAACACUGACUCAGGUUGCAGACUUUAAUGUGGCAGCUGCCCAGCAGGGGAUUGUCUACAUAGAUGAAGUCGAUAAAAUUACCAAAAAGACUGAAAGUCUCAAUCUUAGUAGAGACGUAUCAGGAGAGGGCGUCCAGCAGGCAUUACUGAAAAUGUUGGAAGAAACGGUUGUGAAUGUUCCAGAGAAGGGAGCUCGAAAGCAUCCCCGAGGUGACAAUAUUCAGAUUGACACAAAAGAUAUCCUCUUCAUAUGUGGAGGGGCUUUUAUUGAUUUGGAGAAAACGACCUUAGAAAGACGCCAAGAUUCUUCUAUUGGGUUUGGAGCACCAGUACAUGCAAACAUGAAGACUGGUGGUCUUACAAAUGCUUUCGUGACCUCCUCCUUGUUGGAAACUGCAGAGGGUGGUGAUCUUAUUGCAUAUGGUUUGAUACCAGAAUUUAUUGGGAGGUUCCAAAUCCUUGUUAGUCUAUCAGCUCUAACUGAAGAUCAACUUAUUGAGGUCCUCGCAGAGCCAAAGAAUGCCCUGGCAAAGCAAUACAGAAAGUUGUUUCAAAUGAACGGUGUCAAGCUUCAUUUCACAGAAAAGGCUUUGAGACUAAUAGCUAGAAAAGCAAUGCUUAAAGACACUGGGGCUCGAGGCCUACGAUCCAUAUUGGAGAACAUUUUGAUGGAUGCAAUGUAUGAGAUUCCAGACACAAGAACAGGAAAUGAUAAAAUAGAUGCUGUUGUGGUCGAUGAGGAAGUCAUUGUAGCUGCAGGACAUCAUUGCAGUGCUAAAAUUCUUUAUGGUGAUGGUGCAUUGGAUCAUUACCUUUCACAGCAUAAAUCAAGUGAUCGACAGACAAACUUGGAAGGGUCUGAUAGGGAGGUGGAUGUGGAACCAGAGGGAGACCUUUCUUCUAUUGUUGCCAACAUGUAGCUUUGUAGCCAUGUGAGUCCAUUUGUAAUUUUAACCCUGUAAAUUGAUUAGCGUAUAUUUAGUCAAAAACUUGUACUUCUUAUUGGCUGGUUGUAUAUCAAGUCUUGUACCGCA
Messenger RNA from Nelumbo nucifera (sacred lotus), 1387 nucleotides. Lineage: Eukaryota; Viridiplantae; Streptophyta; Magnoliopsida; Proteales; Nelumbonaceae. The record is from RefSeq and is a predicted model, not a curated record.